UCAGUCCAAAAUCCAACUAACUGAAAAAAGCUUGCCAAACAAGCUGAGUUUGGCUUCGCAUCGUUUCCGUUGCCCAUUCUAUCUAUCAUUAUUUUUCAUUUUUUUUUCUCUAUAAAUAUUUCACUUCCAUUCUCCAAAAGGACAAAAAUUCUGUGUAGCUCUAGGUCUAGGGUUUCUCCAUUUCAUAUAAUUGAAGCAAAAAUGUCGCAGCAGCAAUACGGGAAAUUAAUGCCUAAUCUGGACCAACAAAGCACCAAGCUCCUCAAUCUAACCGUCCUCCGUCGCAUCGAUCCUUUUGUGGAGGAAAUUCUCAUCACCGCCGCUCAUGUCUCCUUCUACGAGUUCAACAUCGACCUUAGCCAAUGGAGCCGAAAGGACGUCGAAGGAUCUCUUUUCGUUGUCAAGAGGAACACGCAGCCUAGGUUUCAGUUUAUUGUGAUGAAUAGACGCAACACUGAUAAUUUGGUGGAGAAUCUCUUGGGAGAUUUUGAGUAUGAAGUUCAGGAUAAAUAUCUACUAUACCGCAAUGCUUCUCAGGAAAUAAAUGGCAUUUGGUUCUAUGAUGCACAUGAACUUGAGGAGGUUGCAAAUCUUUUUAGCAGGAUUCUUACUGCAUACUCGAAGGUGCCCCAGAAGUCAAAGGUAACAUCAACAAAGGGUGAGUUUGAAGAGCUGGAAGCUGUUUCAACAAUGGCCAUUAUGGAUGGUCCUAUGGAGCCAACAUUGUCAACUGCAUCCAAUGCUGCUGAUGAUCCUUCCUUUGUGAAUUUCUUCAGUACAGCUAUGACCAUUGGAAGUGCUUCAAAUGCAGUAGUUUCUGGACAACCGUACCAAUCUUCUGCGGCAAUGCCUGCACCUUCUAACACGGCUAUUGAUGCCUCCACUGCAGUGCCAGCUUUGCAAUUACCUUCUCUUCAAUCAUCUUCUAAUCCCUUAAUGCCACUACUUGAUAGCCCUGAAUCCAGCAGCAAUCAUACUAAUCUUGUAAAGCCGUCAGCAUUCUUUGUGCCUCCUUCCUCUUCUGCACAUAUAUUGCCACCGGUCUCUGCAUCAUUGCCCACUGCUCCUCUACUUAAUCCUCCUUUGAGUCUGCAACGCCCGUAUGGUGCUCCAUUGCUUCAACCCUUUCCACCACCCACUCCAUCACUGUCUCUUACACCCGCCUCUGUUCCCACUCAAAACUACGGUCUGACUAUCAGCAGAGAAAAAGUUCGUGAUGCACUUUUGGCUCUUGUUCAGGACAAACAAUUCAUUGACCUGGUCCACGGAGCAUUGCUAAAUGCACAUCAUUCCUGACCACCUAAUUGAAAGCAGCGUUAUUAUACCUUUUGCCAUCUUUUUGUUUUUCUCUCCCUUUUGUUAUCGAUACAAAAAAGUUUAAAAAAAAAAAAAAACACGCAAUUUGUAUAGCAUUUUGUCUUCCUCGUU
Messenger RNA from Durio zibethinus, 1428 nucleotides. RefSeq names its product mRNA-decapping enzyme-like protein. Lineage: Eukaryota; Viridiplantae; Streptophyta; Magnoliopsida; Malvales; Malvaceae. Gene Ontology annotation, biological process: positive regulation of catalytic activity; deadenylation-dependent decapping of nuclear-transcribed mRNA; deadenylation-independent decapping of nuclear-transcribed mRNA. The record is from RefSeq and is a predicted model, not a curated record. Gene Ontology annotation, cellular component: P-body. Gene Ontology annotation, molecular function: mRNA binding; enzyme activator activity.